UGGACGCGGCCGCCUGCCUCCCGCCCUCGGCGCCCGCUGUCACCUGCCGCCCGCAGAAGAGGCGCCUCGCGCCCAGCGCCGCCUCGCUCGCCUCCCGCGCCCGGGCGGGCGGCCGGCUGGCCGCUCUCCUCCGCCGCCUGCCCGGCCGGAGCCUCCCCAAAAGAGCUGCUGGAUGUACAAGGAAAGUAGGUCAUUGAUGUAGAAAAUGCCUCUAAGGGAUAAGUGUUGUCAGACAGACCACCAUCACCAUGGGUGCUGUGAACCAGUGCAUAUGUUGGAGGCUGGGGAUCCGCCUUUAUUGCAGCAGCCUCUUCAAACAUCAAAAUCUGGCAUUCAACAAAUUAUUGAGUGUUUUCGGUCAGGCACUAAACAGCUUAAACAUAUUUUGCUGAAAGAUGUGGACACCAUAUUUGAAUGUAAAUUAUGCCGCAGUCUCUUCAGAGGACUACCAAAUUUAAUCACUCAUAAAAAGUUCUAUUGUCCUCCAAGUCUCCGGAUGGAUGACAACUCUCCUGAUGUAAAUGAUAAACAAAGUCAAGCCAUAACGGAUCUGUUGGAAGCCAUGUAUCCAAAAGUGGACAAGCAGGAUUAUAUAAUCCGACUAGAGCCUAUAGAAACAAACAGAAAUGCUGUGUUUCAACACGUUUCAAAGGCUGACAGCGCCAUUGAGAACAUUGAAAUGAACGUCACUCCUGUUCAAGUCCCAGCGGAAAUGCCAGAGCCCAGCGUAGAACCACCCAGAGCAGUUCCAGCUCCUUCAGAAGUAGAAACUGUGGAGAUUACUCCUGCUGCUGCGAAGAAUGUAAUAUCGACUCCGGAAGAACCAUCCCCAUCCUCAAAACCUGAGUCGGAGGGCGAUAAUUCCAGUUCUGGUCACCAGUUAAUUUGUUGUCUCUGUAAAAAAGAAUUUCAUUCCAGACGCAGUGUUCGUCGUCACAUUAGAAAAGUUCACCAAAAAAAAAUGGAAGAACUGAAGAAAUUUAUUGAAAUUAAAAAAAAGCCAAAUAAGACUGCUGGAAUGGGACGCAAUAAGAAUGUCCUUGUAACACUGGGCAGAAGUUGUCCUGUAUGUUUUAAAUCCUUUGCUACAAAAGCCAACGUAAGAAGGCAUUUUGAUGAAGUUCACAGGGGACUGAGGAGAGAUUCUAUUACUCCUGCUAUAGCUACAAAACCUGGUCAACCUUUAUCCUUGGACAUGAGUUCUAAAAAAACGCUUAAGUCUCCCAAACAGAAGUCUUCUUCAAAGGCAGAAUACAAUUUAACGGCCUGCAAAUGUCUCUUGUGCAAGAGAAAAUAUAGCUCCCAAGUAAUGCUUAAAAGACACAUGCAGAUUGUUCACAAGAUAACUCUUUCUACAAAAAGUACUAAAAGAGAAAAAAAGGCCAGUAGUACUGUUAACACUGAUGUGAAAGUUAAAACGGAGCCAACAGAUUCCGCAGAAUCCACGCCUCCCAUUUUCGCUUCUGCUCAAAAUGAAGUGAAGGGAGCAAAUCUUUCAAAUGAGAGAAAGAACGCUUCCUCUGCUGAGCGAAAGAACGCUUCCUCUGCUGAGCGAAAGAACGCUUCCUCUGCUGAGCGAAAGAACGCUUCCUCUGCCGAGAGAAGGAAUGCAGGACCCACUGAAAGAAAGAAUACAGCAUCAACUGAAAGAAAAAAUGCAUCAUCUGCUGAGCGAAAGAACGUACCAUCGACUGAAAGAAAGAAUGCGUCAUCCACUCAGAAAAACAAAGUUAAGCCGGGCUCAGAAAAUUCAAAAUCCGCUAAUCAGUCUAUUGUGGGAGGUCCCAAAAAAUCCAGGAAACCAAGACUUUCAGCUGGCUUUGAUUUCAAGAAGCUUUAUUGUAAACUCUGUAAACGUCAGUUUACUUCUAGACAGAAUCUAACAAAACACAUUGAGUUGCACACAGAUGGGAAUAACAUAUAUGUUAAAUUCUACAGGUGUCCCCUCUGCACUUACGAAACACGCCGAAAGCGUGAUGUGAUAAGACACAUAACGGUAGUACAUAAAAAGUCUUCACGUUACCUUGGCAAAAUAACUGCAAGCUUGGAAAUCAGAGCGAUAAAAAAGCCCAUUGACUGUGUUCUAAACAAGGUAACGAAAAGAGGCCCUCAGAGGGACGAAGGAAAACAAAAUGGUUCAAAACAAGACGUCGCCUCCAAUUCACCCAGUAAGAAGUAUGAAGGAGCUGACGUGGGCAUUGAAGUGAAAGUUACAAAAAACUUUUCUCUGCACAGAUGCAAUAAAUGUGGAAAAGCAUUUGCCAAAAAGACUUUCCUAGAACAUCAUAAGAAGACUCAUAAGGCAAAUGCAUCACGCUCGCCAGAAGAAAACAACAAAACCAAAGGGAGAAAUACGAGAUCUAAAGCUCUCGUUUGGUGAGGGACAGCUUGUGCCUUCUUAAGUGUUUGCCUAAAUUUUCCAGUGGUACUCCUCGCUCAGAGAUAACUUUUCUGCAUAAACUGAUGCUGUUGGAGAUACAAAAAUACCGCAUUUAAUCUUUUCAGCCAGUUUUUUUUUUCUAUAGCAUGAAACAAAGAGUUCGUUUCUGAACUUCCUUCAUUCUGGACACUGCUGCCCAGUACGCUUUUAUUUGUUCAGGGUUAGUCUUUCAAAGUUUAAUAUUCCGUAUCAAAUUCUAUUGGUCUAAUACUUAGCAGUAGGUAUCGUAGUUCCAAAGGUUUUUGAAAAUUAACUUUGCACUUCUUUGGUACUACCCAGGCUAGAGGAAAGUCUCUUUGUGGGCUGGAUAUGACCUGUGGGUGCUGUAUUACCCAAGUCUGGUUUCAUAGAUUAGCAAACAUUUGGGGGGAGAGUUUUCACAGAAAUGCUAAAAUGCUCUCAACAAUUAUAAAAUGAUGGUAUGUAAAAAUCAAACUUGGUUUUGAAUGGUAGUGGCAAUUGAUGGCAACACCUUUUUGCAUUCUAAAGCUGGAGUUUACAAGACUGGCUGACGCAAGGUGCCAGUCUUGUAAAACCCCAGCUUUAAUCUGAGCAAGUUUUGUUUCUGUUUGGCGCCUAUAUUUGAACUUUUAACCAUGAUGUUUGUUCCACAGAGACUAUUUAAGGAAAAAAGUGUUUCAGAUAUUCUACAACUCCAUUUUAUGCAAUGGAAAUAAAUAGGAAAUACGGAAUAUCAGUCUAACGUUAUAUUUUUGAUGCAGAAUAUUUUGGGGCAACUGGUAGUUAAUGAAAAAAUAGUUUUUUAAAAACAAAAUUAACUGCUUUAUACAAAGAUUGUUAAUCUUUUAACACAUUUUUAAGAACACGUGUCUGUUGAUAUUCUUUGUUUAGUUCCAGAGUUAACUUUAUCUGAAGGUAGCUUCCCACAGUUAACCACUUCUAGAUUGUGGUUUUAAUGUGAAAGGAUUAUAUGUAGAGUAGCUCUCAGCUGUUCAGAAAUCACCUUCAGCUUGUAUAUGUUUGUUGUUUUUAAAGGCAAUAUCAUAAUGAGAUGUGUCAUUACCAAAACCACAAUUAACUAAAUUUCUUGUGGCUUUGCGUGGUAAGCUUUAAAUGCUGCCCGCUGUUCAAACCUCUUUUUUUUAUUGAGUAGGAGUUAUAAAUAUGUCUCCUUUGUAACAUCAAAUGAUGUGUGGUAAAUUUGGAAUUAGAACCACUGCUGUCUUGAAUAGUGCUAUAAGAAGAAUAUUUUUGUAAGCUAUUUUCUUACUGAAUGUUUUGACUGUAAUGGCAAUGCCUUGUCCUAUGUUUUCAACAGCAAUUAAACUGCAUUAGACCAUUACCUUUGAACCAAGAGCCAGCUGCUCUAGUUCAUGCAGUUCAGUAGUGCUGAUAAUAGGAAACAUUUUAAAAAGGGAAAUUUUACAAACAUUUUUGGAAGACUUAUUUUUUUAGGAAAUUAUCAUUUGAAAUCUUGUGUUCCAUAGAUGUGGUCCCUACUUAAUGCUGAUCUCGCUGAGCAUAUUUUUAUGUUUGUUGUGAUAAACUACUAAGCAAACACUUGCUGUGUUAUGUACUUUUAAAAAUAUUUUUUUAUAAAUGAAUGUAUAUGAGCAAACAGUUUGUUAGUGUCAUUUGAAUGAAUUGUAAUUGAAUUGUAAUAAUUCUAGCAUUUGCUCUAAUUUCAGUUCAUGGUUGACUAAUCUGUUUGGUGUAUUGAGUUUGACUGUACUGAACUUGCUGCAAAGAUCCCUAGUAAUUUUUGCAUGCCUAGCAUAUUGGACAGUCUUUCAUACGGAAGUUUACAAGCCGCCCACAUUCCCCUAUUUUAAUUGUUUUUAAAUUUUUAUACACAAGCACUUUAAUAGUUGCAGCUUAAAAAAAAUCAGUAAUUAUUUUGAGAAAACAACACACUAACGUUCAUGUGGAAGUAGUCCUCGGUUUAUGUAGACUGUUCAUACACAACCAUUUGUGUGGUUUCUUAAAUAUUGCUUAAAAAGAAUAUAGUGCAAGGUUUAUUUUCUUUUUGCCCUUAAGAUGUUGAAUGACCACUGUAGGUAGCACUUGACAUUCACUGUAAAGUUUGUAAAAGGCUUGCUUAUUCCUGUCUAUUUUAUAAUCAGUUUGAUAGCAAAAACAGUAUACCUGCCAUGAUGACAUUUUUGGCAGGUUUCUGCACAAUUUUUUUUUUAAUUUUUAGAAAACUUUUAGUGAUUUGUGUCAAAUUGCCACAAUUUAAGAGGUACUGUACAUCUGAAGAACUGCCGUUUUUUAAAUAAAAAAUGGGGUUGCCUCCCUUGCUUAGGGAAAUACCUUGUGUCCAUAUAUCCUUUUUGUAUAAAAUAUAUCUAAAAUGAUCAUAAAUAAAAUAUUCUUCUAUGGAUAGAUAAGUGUUUGGCCUUUUAGUGCAUUGCACUAAAAAAACUGUGAAUGGAAAAUAGACUGUAACUGUUGCUGGAAAUGUUCUAUGUUGAAUGUACAUGGUUCUUGGAUAAAUGUACUUUAUUUGGAAAUAAAAGCAGACUG
Messenger RNA from Eublepharis macularius, 4927 nucleotides. It is a transcript of the gene ZNF800, whose product is annotated as zinc finger protein 800. Lineage: Eukaryota; Metazoa; Chordata; Lepidosauria; Squamata; Eublepharidae. The coding region runs from base 206 to 2380 and encodes 724 amino acids. The transcript is spliced from 5 exons. The record is from RefSeq and is a predicted model, not a curated record.